Molecule: messenger RNA, 2350 nt
Organism: Ascoidea rubescens DSM 1968
Lineage: Eukaryota; Fungi; Ascomycota; Saccharomycetes; Ascoideales; Ascoideaceae
Gene: TRM2
Product: tRNA (uracil(54)-C(5))-methyltransferase
Exons: 1
Coding region: 279-2207 (642 amino acids)
Biological process (GO): tRNA processing
Molecular function (GO): tRNA (uracil(54)-C5)-methyltransferase activity, S-adenosyl methionine-dependent
Source: RefSeq, a predicted model, not a curated record
CCCAAACCAAAAGGAACACUUUUCUCCACUGAUAUCUGUUGCAAGAUACUAAGAUUAGAUUCAGCAGACCACUUAUAUAGCACUCUUCCUCUUAUCACUUUGGAUUUGAUCUCUUUUGUUGAUGGUUGAGCUCAAUUAAUCAAUAUUAGGUUUUUAUGAGUUUACUUUCAACUAAAAGUAUACUUGGGAAUAGCGGUUUAAUCAGAGCGUCUUUUGUUAGAAGAAUACAACUCCAGAAAAGAUUGUAUGGAUAUUUGUUUGUAAACAAAGUGGAAAAAAUGUCAGUCGAAGAAUUAAAAGAUCAUCCAGUGGAUAAUAAUAAAAAGAGAACCACAUCCAAGCUAUCAAGAUCAAACUCUCCUGUUGGAAAAAGGAUACACAACAUUGAAAAUUUUUCAGGCAAUCACAUUAAUAAAGAUAAUAAUAAUGCUAAUAAUAAUGUUAAUAAUAAUGUUAAUAAUAAUGUUAAUAAUGAAGAUAAUAUUAAUGUUAAUAGUAAAAUCAAAAACACUCAAAUAGACAAUGCUUCGAAUGAAGCAAAAAACCCAAGGCAAGAAUUGAAAAAAACAACCAAAUCAAAGAGAAAAUAUCGAGCUAAAAAAGUAGAAUCUACAUCACCUAUUGGAGUUUUGCAACUUGAGAUUGACGAAUUAAUUAAUAAAAGAAAUAUCGAUAAAUCAUUAAUUUCAACGGAUGUAAAUAAAAUUUUGAAUAAUUCUGAUUUGGCUACGAAAUUCAACAGGGUUGUCGAAAACGUUAAGGUAUUAGAAUUAACCUCAAAUGGUGAUGGGUUAGCCUUGAUCAAAAAUCCAGAAAUUGAAAAUGGGUUUCAAGUUGUUUUAAUUCCUUUUGCUUUACCUGGUGAAAUUGUUAAUAUUAGAAUAUUUAAAACUCAUCCUUUAUAUUGCGAGUCUGAUCUAUUAAAAAUUGCUGAACCAUCAAAAUUAAGAAAUGAUUCGCUAAUCAAUUGCAAAUAUUUUGGUAGAUGUUCAGGUUGUCAAUACCAGCAGCUAGAUUAUAACUCCCAACUAAUAUUCAAAAAAAAUACUAUUGAAAAUGCUUACAAAUUUUUUGCUAAAAAUUUAAUAGCAAAUAAUAAAAUUCCUAAAAUUGAUGAUACAAUUGGAUCACCUUUACAAUACUUUUAUAGAACAAAAUUGACCCCUCAUUAUGAUAUUCCAAGGAAAUUUAAUCCAGAGACAUCUCCUGUGCCUACAUUAGGUUUUGGAUCCAAAGGUAGACCAGAAUUUAGAGAAACUGCUGGAGGUAAUUUUCCGAUUUUGGAUAUUGAAGAAUGUUCAAUUGGAACUGAAAUCAUAAAUAUAGGAAUGAAAAAUGAACGAAAGAAUUUUAAAAAAAUCUAUAAAACAAAGAGAAAAGGUGGAACAAUUUUGUUGAGAGAAAAUACGAGAGUCUUACCGAAUGAAUUGGUACAAGAAAUCAAAAAUAAUGAGAACAAUGAAAGUAAUGAAAGUAAUAAUCCAAAGUUUAUCGAUUUUUUAAAUCAAGAAAAUGGCUCAAAAGAUCUUUCUAAUGGCAACUUGUCUUAUACCAAAUCCAAAAAUGAAGUUUCAAACCAACACUUGAUUAAAAGUUGUACAACAGACACAAGACAAAUUGUAACUGAGAACAUUAAUGGGUUUGUUUUCAAUUUUUCUGCAGGAGAAUUCUUUCAAAACAAUAACUCGAUAUUACCAUUAGUCACUGGAUAUGUUCGUGAUAAUUUAAAAAUAAAGAAUAACAAAACGGGGGAAAAUUAUCUUAUAGAUGCAUAUUGUGGAUCUGGGCUAUUCAGUAUAACUGCUUCAAAAGAUGUUAAAAGGGUGAUUGGAGUUGAGGUUUCCAAAGAUAGUGUGAAGUUUGCAGAAAAGAAUGCUCAAAUGAAUAAUAUCAAAAACACUUUAUUUAUAGCAGGAAAAGCAGAAAAAAUAUUUGCAUCUGUUGAUACCCCAUCCAAACAGACAUCAGUAAUUCUCGAUCCUCCAAGAAAAGGUUGUGAUGAAUUAUUUUUGAAUCAAUUAUCAGAUUAUAACCCGGCUAAAAUUAUUUAUAUUUCUUGUAAUGUUCAUUCUCAAGCCAGGGAUAUCGAAUUUUUCAUCAAUAGUACUACAAAUGGGAAAAACUAUGUUGUUGAGAAUAUAAGAGGGUUUGAUUUCUUUCCCCAAACACAUCAUGUUGAAAGUGUUGCUAUUUUAGUUUUAAAAUAGAAUCGGGUCUUUUGUUUUGGUAAAAUACAUCUUUUCAUUUUUAUUUUCAUUUUCUUGUUUGUUUGUUUUUAUCUUGAUUCUUUUUUUCAUUUUCAGCCAUUGUAAUAUACUUUUUGUUUCUUAUCUUAUCUUAUCUUAUCUCG